Labrus mixtus (cuckoo wrasse) is the source of this 4360-nucleotide messenger RNA. It is a transcript of the gene gucy2ca, whose product is annotated as guanylate cyclase 2Ca. Gene Ontology annotation, biological process: intracellular signal transduction; cGMP biosynthetic process; protein phosphorylation. The record is from RefSeq and is a predicted model, not a curated record. Gene Ontology annotation, molecular function: ATP binding; peptide receptor activity; guanylate cyclase activity. Lineage: Eukaryota; Metazoa; Chordata; Actinopteri; Labriformes; Labridae. The transcript has 27 exons. The coding region runs from base 421 to 3666 and encodes 1081 amino acids.
GGUCACUGAUCACAGUUGUUCAUUAACGUGCAGACGAGGACAGGCAGACCAGCCCGUACCAACCGAACACUUAUCGAUCUCAGACUUCCUCUGGACCGGAGGCUUGUUCAAAGUCUGUGUUUCUGAACGGAUUAUUUGUUGUUCCAGGAGUUUCAUCAGGGUUAACACAGUUCUUUAUCAGACUUUAAGAAAGCAGAUUGAAGACUAAGGAUUUAUUUAGACCUGGAUGUUGGACGGUGAGUCACACAAGAGGCCCGUCUGUUUUCAGUCUCGGGUGAAGAGGAUCCAGAGGAUCGAUGUAAACCCCUUCAGAUCUUCUUCUUCACCUGAACACACUGAGAUCUCAGAUUUCUGACAUGUAGAAACUGUGGAGCGGACACAUUCACUCUAACGGGACCAGGGAACGUCUGAAGGAUCAACAUGCACAGCCCGGUCUCUCUAACCCUCCUGGGGGUGUUGAUGACGGCGGUGGUCGCCAACAAGAUGCUGGACGAGUGUUUGUCCUCGAAGCGUAACUUCACCCUGAACGUGGUGCUGCUGGAGGACAACACGUACGAGUGGAGUCGACCGUUUGUGCAGCUGGCCGUAGAACGAGCCAUCGAGGCGGACCGACUGGAGAACGAAAAAAAAAAUUUAAAUUUCUCUCUGACGGCAAACUACAACGGCUUCAGCACCAACAUGUACAACCGGCAAGGCUGUGGGAGCAGCACCUGUGAGGGCGUGGCCAUCCUCAAGAAGCUGCAUAACAAAGGGGAAGUUGGAUGCGUCAUGCUCGGCCCGUCCUGUACCUAUGCCACCUUCCAGUUUGUGGAUGACGACAUCGGCCUCAGUCUGAGUAUUCCCGUCAUCUCUGCGGGGAGCUUCGGCCUCUCCUGUGACUACAAACCCAAACUGACCCGACUCCUGCCCCCCGCACGCAAGAUCUCAGACUUACUGAUCAACUUUUUGAAGGAAACGUUACCGUUUAAGGAUGAAUGGAAACAGGUCUAUGUCUACAAGAAGUCCAGCAACGUGUCUGAGGACUGCUUCUGGUAUAUCAAUGCGUUGGAAGCAGCCUCGAACAACUUUGCAACGAGGACAAACAGAAUAAUGCUGCGAGGGGAGGCAGAUUUUGAGAGUGCGAUCGCAAAGUCGGACAGACACAGCAACAUUUUCAUCCUGUGUGGGAGCAUCGAUGACGUUGUUUCCUUAAAGAGUAAGGUCAGAAAGAUCGACGAUGAAAUCAUGUUCAUGCUCCUCGAUAUUUACAAUCCGGACUACUACACCAACACCACCUCCAGUAAGGGGAUGGAGGACGUGCUGGUGAUCACUCUGCCUCAGAGGAACUACACCUACGGAGAAAACUCAACGUACAACGACACGAUCAAUGACUAUGUGGCCGGGUACCAUGACGGAGUUCUGCUGUUCGGUGAAGUCCUCCGACAGAAGAUGCUCAGUGAGAGAAGGAACAAGAAAUCCAAAGACGAUUCUCUGCCUGGCAACCCUUUUGGAAACAUGACCUUUGUCGGUAUGGGAGGACACUACGUGCUGGACGAGUACGGAGACAGAGACGUUAACUUCUCCAUGAUCUACACCAGAGCCUCAGGAAAGUAUGAAACUCUGUUGGUGUUUGACUCAUCGAGGAAUGAAACCAUCGUGAUCGACACCAACCCCGCUCUGCCCUGGAAGGGGGGCCGCCUGCCUCACGAUGUGCCCAAGAGUACCAACGCAUUUAACACACAGGAUGUGAUCGUCAUCGUCCUCAGUCUCAGCGUUGUCGUGGUGACAGCCAUCGCUCUCAUCUUCUACAGACAGAACAGGAAGGAGCGUCUGAUGCAGAAGAAGUGGUCUCACAUCCACCCACACCUGAUCGCUCCGCUGGACGAGAAGGCCGUCUCUCUGAAGAUCGAUGACGAUAAGAGGAAGGACAGCACAUACUUCAGUCACAGAGGACGCUACGACAAGAAGCCCGUCAUCUUAAAGGAGCUGAUGCACACGGACAGAGACUUCACCGAGGAGCAGAGGAUCGAGCUCAACACGCUGCUGCGGAUCGAUUAUUACAACCUGACCAAGUUCUACGGCACAGUGAGGUUUGAGUACGGAGUGUUUGGAGUGUUUGAGCUCUGCCAGAGGGGAUCCCUCAGGUACAUUCUGAACGACAGGAUCUCUUAUCCCGACGAGACCUUCAUGGACAUGGAGUUUAGAAUCUCCGUCAUGUACGACAUCGCAAAGGGCAUGUCCUACCUCCACUCCAGUAACAUCAACAUGCACGGACGCCUCAAGUCCACCAACUGUGUGGUCGAUAACCGGAUGGUGGUGAAGCUCACUGACUUCGGAUGUCACACCAUCCUGAAGCCGGGCAGAGACGUGUGGACAGCCCCGGAGCAUCUCCGUAAAGAUGGAGUGUCUCAGAAAGGAGACGUCUACAGCUACGCCAUCAUCGCUCAUGAGAUCAUGAUGAGACAGACUCCUUUCUACACACAGUACUGCUCGGACCCGACAGAGAAGAUCUACAGGGUGCAGUACCCCAGUGGGAUGAACGUCUUCAGACCGGACCUGGACUUUAACAGAGCGUCAGAGAGAGAGAUCGAGCUGUACAGUCUGAUCAGAAGCAGCUGGGACGAAGACCCCGAACGGAGGCCCGACUUUAAGAAAAUAGAGUUAACGCUGGGAAAGAUUUUCAGUAAUCUGCACAACCAGGCCACGGAGACGUACAUGGACAACCUGAUCCGCCGGCUGCAGAUGUACUCGAGGACUCUGGAGCGUCUGGUGGAGGAGAGGACGUCUCUGUACAAAGCGGAGCGAGACCGAGCCGACCGCCUCAACUUCAUGCUCCUCCCCGGGCCUGUGGUGCGUUCACUGAAGGAGACGGGGAAAGUGAAACCGGAGCUCUUCGAGGAGGUGACCAUUUACUUCAGCGACAUCGUGGGUUUCACCACGCUCUGUCACUACAGCACGCCCAUUGAGGUGGUGAACAUGCUCAACCACAUCUACAAGCACUUUGACAGCAUCCUCGACCACCAUGACGUCUACAAGGUGGAGACGAUCGGUGAUGCGUACAUGGUUGCGUCCGGUUUACCUAAACGUAACGGUGACAGUCACGCCGUGGACAUCGCCCACAUGGCUCUGGACAUCCUGGCUUUUGUGGGGACUUUUGAACUGCAGCACCUGCCAGGUAUCCCUCUGUGGAUCCGGAUCGGCGUGCAUUCAGGUCCGUGUGCAGCGGGAGUUGUGGGGAACAAGAUGCCUCGUUACUGUCUGUUUGGAGACACAGUCAACACAGCAUCACGCAUGGAGUCCACAGGCCUGCCUCUGAGGAUUCACGUCAGCGGGUCGACCAUCAGCAUCCUGCAGAGGACAGACGGAAAAUUUGAGUAUGAAAAAAGAGGAGAGACGUACCUGAAGGGCAAAGGCAAAGAGAUAACGUACUGGUUAACAGGAGUGACAGGAGGGAAUUACAACCUGCCGACACCGCCGACAGCGGAGAACUUCCAGCAGCUGCAGCAGAAUCUGGCCGAGAUGAUCGUUUCCAGUCUGGAGCAGCGAGGAGAAGGGAGUGAGCGCUUCAAAAAGACCCUGUCCACGAGAGUCAGUCAGGGGGAGACCAACAGCGGCCUGCAGGGCGGCGACAGCCCCCCCGACUACUUCCACCUGGCUGUCACAGAUAACCCCAGCACCUACCUGUGAUCACCGUGGCGCUCUGAAAAGGAGUGGACGAUGUAGGCGUGGCUCUGUUCUGUCCAAUCAGAGCUACUGGUUUGUGUGGACGGGUCACUUUAUUCUGCGUCCUGUGACAUCAGAGCAGCAGGGGGACAAAGGGCUGCUGCAGCGCCACCCGUCUCUCGCUGCAUCAGGACGUGAACAUCAGACUGAACCACCCACAGACAUGAAAUAUAAAAUAUGUGGUAUAAAUAAGCUCCUUCUCUUUUUUCUUGUUGGACUGAAACGUUUUCACUGCGGCUGUUUUCUACGUGAUGAACUGAGCUUUUUUUAUAACAAACAUGAGAAAUGAGCACAUUGAAAAAGCCACCACCUGGGGGCGCCAGAGUCAAAUAAAUCUACAUUCCUGAAGUAAAUAGAUGGAAAUGAUUUAGAUUUAACCAUGUUUUGGCCUUUCAGAUAAUAUUUUUCCAUGUCAUUAAAUCAUGUGUGAAGUGAUGUUUUUUGCAUUCAGUCAAAUGUUUUUGCAGUUGACCUUCAGGGCCACCGUAGAUUUACAUCUUUAAUUAGUUCUUAAUUCUUUUACAUCCAAACUGUAUUCAGCAAACUAUCUAAAGUGCACAAAUACUAAAACGUUGUCUCUCUCUGUCUCUGCAGCUUUUAGUUAAAAGUAUUUUUCCCUGUGGAUAAUAAUAACUCACACACUGAGUGUACUCUCUCA